Molecule: messenger RNA, 1639 nt
Organism: Pseudomyrmex gracilis
Lineage: Eukaryota; Metazoa; Arthropoda; Insecta; Hymenoptera; Formicidae
Product: COMM domain-containing protein 3
Exons: 3
Coding region: 816-1391 (191 amino acids)
Biological process (GO): sodium ion transport
Source: RefSeq, a predicted model, not a curated record
UGAAUCCAACGUUCUCACGCGUCAGACGCAAAAAAUACUUUGGUCAGUGUUGUGGGAACGUAUCGAGUUUUGUACCGCAGAGGAAUUCUUAUCGAAAAAUUUAAACACAUAAUUGUGUACCAUCUUAAUUUAUCGUUAAUUUAUCUAUAAAAUUCGGAAAUAAACGCGGAAUUGAUUUGUUCAUCGUGUCACGUAAAGUUUAUAUUUUCGUAAAGAUAAACGUGACGAUUUGCGAUUUACACGUUCAAAUAAGCACGUAUGACGCAAGUUUAUACCGAGUGACGCAAAAGUUGUGUUCGAUCUAAAGAAUUUCUGAAGUAACGUGCAUUUUUUUUAUCUUAUCGCAUCAAUUUAGUUUUGUGUAAAAUUAAAAAAUCUUUUAAAUUGAUUGAGUCGAAUUAAUCUUCUAUAUUCAAAUCAUCAUUCGCUGUUCGAUAUUUUAUAAUCGUCAACUUUUCAUUGCACGCAAGCUGAUAUGUAUGCGCGUUAGUUAAUAACAUUCGGAGGAUCAUCUGGAUCGAGCUUUGUGUAUACCGACAUUUAAACCCAAUUUUGUUCGAAUAGUUGACAAAUUUUAUGAUGUUUUUUAUGCUCGAUGUGUGAGUGUUUGUAUGUGUAUAACCUAUUACACGACUAAGGAUUUUUUUAUGCGAGUUCUUUCUCUGUCACACUCGAAUUUUGUCGACAUGAACAAGUGAGGUUAUUCUCCCGUCAGCGAUAAAGUCAGAGAAGACGUUUAUAUUUUUUUUACUCGUCAGUUAUGUGUUACUGAAAGCGUUUGAUAAAAAAAAAAAAAAAACUCGUGUUAUCUCACGAUGGAAUUGGCGAAAGAAAUCAUCAGCGGUCUAGCGAAUAUUCAGAACAACAACAUUUUGCCAGAGGAAACGUUUAUACAAUUAUUAGAUAUUAUUAUGUGUUACAUUUGCAAGAACGGAACCGAUGCGAAAAGUGUUUCAGCUGUGUAUCCGUCCAAGUCGGACUUGGUGAAAAGCGCUGUUGUCAAUAUCUCCUGCCUCUUCAUAGAGGCUGCCAGGCACGAUUAUGAUGAGGAGAGCUUGAAGAAUUUCCUUCACAACGAAUAUAUUAACGGACAAAGGAUCGAAAAGCUGUGCGGUACUUAUAUAAGAAAUAAGCAAGAUAUUCAAACUCAUUUAGAAUUGAUAGGAGAUAGUAUACCGCAUAUAGUGGACACAGAUUGGCGUCUACAUCACUGUGUCAAGGUCAGCACUGGUCGUUCCAUCUGCAUGCCGAUUUACAAUAUACAAUUAUGUACAAAGAAAUGCAAUAAAAUAAACUAUGUAACGUUCACAUGCACUGUACAACAACUACAAGACUUAGUGUACAAAUUAAAAGAUAUUGUUAGACAUAUUGACAAAAUGUCUAAUAUGUAAAUGUACAUAAAAAAAUUAAUAUUAUGUGUAUAAUUAUAUAUAUUUAAUAUAAAUACUUGAAAUAUUUAUUAUUUUAAACAUACGUAAUUAAUGUACAUACAUGGGCUAGUUGAUCAAAUCUCCAGAUAGUGUUUUAUGUAUAACUGCAACAAAAAAUAUGUAUUUUUUGUAGUCAAAUUUUUCCAAGAGGACUGAAUUUUGUUAUAAAAUGUUGGGAUUUGAAAUAAAAUUUAAAUCUACUUACUCUA